Molecule: messenger RNA, 1656 nt
Organism: Penicillium lagena
Lineage: Eukaryota; Fungi; Ascomycota; Eurotiomycetes; Eurotiales; Aspergillaceae
Exons: 1
Coding region: 1-1656 (551 amino acids)
Source: RefSeq, a predicted model, not a curated record
AUGUCGAGAAACGCCGAUCCGCGGUUGAUUGGAAGUCCCGGUAGCGAUUCAGGGAGUCCACGACAUUUAUCCACAUCCUCGCCUCCCGGCCAAGAACUCUCUUCGUCUGCGCCUGCGCCUUCGUCGUCUUUUUCGCCUGAUACCAACAACUAUGAUACCGCCCUGCCGCCCAUCAGCAAUUUCACCCAAUCUCCCAUAGCGCACCGUCGGACAGGAAGCACCCUGAAGACCGUCAUGCGCAAGAUCUUCACUCGGAAAAGGCAGAGCCAGCCGGAGUGGCUGGAGGAAAGCCCCCAUGAGGCUCAUUAUUCGGCGUUAUCGCCUCGAAAGUCCGGGCCUGAGGCAGAGGGGAAGUCGUUUCUGGUUAUUCCCACGCCCACGCCUCCCUCAGAGUCGAAACGCAGUAGUCCUCUUUCAGAGCAGAAUCUGAAUCUCGCGGAGCGUCAUCUGUCUCCCACGACGGCCAGCCACAGCCCAUUGGGAUCCCCGGGCUUUCCUCCGCGCCGCCGGCGGGCUACACUACCCAGUGUGGUCUUCUCUGACGAUGAAUCUCGGUACGACGAGGUGGCUCCAAGUGCGGUUUCUGACCCGCAGGAUGAUUGCUCGUAUAUGCCGGACCCGUCGCGGCCACCGAGUAUGCUGCACGCUCGGAGGCGAUCAAGAAGUACAGAGGCCCUACGAAGACUUGCGAGCGACGAUAGCACAUCCACUCCGUUCCCCUCCAAGCCCCGGCACACCAGACAACCCAGUUCCAAGACGCCGAGGGGAUCCAGCUCUGCUAGUGGCCAGUCUCGCAGACCGUCCACCGGAACAGCGGUGACCAGUGUCACUCGCGGAUCUGCGGAUCCAUCGCUCCCCGACUCAGACCAGCACGCCGAGCAAAUCAGCCUGCCCCCGAAUGUCGGCAAUCUAGUGCAUACCAUGCAGCAAGACGAUAGCCUCACUCUGGAGCAGCGAUUGACCACGCUUGAGGUCAAGUUAAUCGACCUCGAAUUCGCCAUUGCCCGAAUGCAAUCCCACUCCAUCGACAGUUCCACCAACAGCGCAGAGCGAUCCUCAAGACAGAAACACGCCCCUCCUCCAGACCCGUUCUCCCCUUUCAUGCGCAACAAACCAUCCUUCCUAGGGUCCGAGGACCGUGACAACUCCCCCAGUCCCAUGACAACCACCAUGCCUGGCGGUGGUCGCCCACUAAGCACAGCAACCAUCCGCCCAGAGACAAUGCAGUCCCGAACCGUCCGCGCAGCAACAUCAACGACCUCCCUCUCGGACUACAACGGCGUCUCAAUCGAACAAUACAGCGCCCUAAUCACUCUCCUGCGCCGCGAGCAGACCGCCCGUCGGAACCUGGAAACCCAAGUCGCGGGUCUGCGCGACGAUAUCCGCCAUGUGCAACGCGCGGCUCUGCACUCCAUGGAGCUGGGCACUAUGUACCCGAUACAUAGUGCCGAGUCCCAGGAGUUCUUGCGCUUUCGUCGCGCGCUCGAUGACUCAGAUACAUCAUCGCCUAUCCAUGCGUCGGAUGAGAAACCCAAUGGGGGCACUUUUGAUAGUGACUCUGAUUGGGACCGUUCGGAUAGUUUGCAGCGCGAUGAUCCGUUUGGGUAUCCCAAGUGGGAACGGGGCCAACGGGUUGUCACGGCUCCGAUGAUUUGA